AGCGGCCGGUCUUUGUAAGCACGCAGGCGGGACGUUCCGCAAGCAGCCGGCGGGUCGGCCUCGUCUUCACUGCGUCUCACCGCGGGACCCGAGGGACGCGCCGCCGUCCUCCGUCUCAGCCCCAUUGGGCAGGCUGUUCGCAGUACUUUUAAAACAAAACAAAAACAUGGACCGGCCGUCGACCUCCCGGUAACGUCGCUGAAAGAUGCUCCAUGCAUUUUGCUCCGCGCUAGAAGAUGGCGGAGUCGGGCGGCGGGGAUUAUGCUUCGAAACAUCCACAGAGCAGUAUGGCUAACAAGAAUAGCAUCCUGUGCUGUACAUUCUCCGCCUCAGGCCACAGUGCCACGCUCCUUCAGGGCUUGUCGGUCUUGCGGGCUCAGGGUCAACUACUUGACGUUGUGCUGGCCAUCAAUGAGGAGCGCUUCCAGGUCCACCGAGCUGUGCUGGCCGCCUGCAGUGAUUACUUCAGGGCCGUUUACACUGAGUGCACGGCGGGAGUAUCCUGCAGCUCACAGAUCAACUGGUAAAAGCGAUUCAGUUUGGGAGACGGAAGGUAACGGAGGAGCCAUGUUUACUGGAGGCAUGAAGGAGUCCAGUCAAGACACCAUUGAGCUGAAGGGUCUCUCCGCCCGUGGGCUGAAACAUAUCAUUGACUUUGCCUACAGUGCAGAAGUCACUUUAGACCUGGACUGCAUUCAGGAUGUCCUCGGGGCAGCUGUGUUCCUCCAGAUGGUCCCAGUCGUGGAGCUCUGUGAGGAGUUCCUCAAGUCGGCGAUGAGCGUGGAGACCUGCCUGCACAUUGGCCAGAUGGCCACCACCUUCAGCCUGUCUUCCCUCAAAGAGUCGGUGGAUGCCUUCACCUUCCGCCACUUCCUCCAGAUCGCGGAGGAGGAAGACUUCCUGCACAUUCCCGCCGAGCGCCUCGUCUUCUUCCUGCAGAGCAACGAGCUGAGGAACUGCAGCGAAAUCGACCUCUUCCACGCCGCCAUCCGGUGGCUCCGGUACGACGAGUCCCGCCGGGCUCAAGCCAGCGGCGUCCUCUGCCACGUGCGCUUCCCGCUCAUGCGCUCCUCCGAGCUGGUGGACAGCGUCCAGACGGUGGACAUCAUGGUGGAGGACGUGCUGUGUCGGCAGUAUCUCCUCGAGGCCUUCAAUUACCAGAUCCUCCCCUUCCGGCAGCACGAGAUGCGCUCUUCGCGGACGGCCAUACGCUCCGACGUCCUGUCGGCCAUCGCCUUCGGCGGGACGCCCUACACCGACAACGACCGCACGGUGAGCAACAAGGUGUACCAUCUCCCCGACGCGGCGUCCCGUCAGUUCAAAGAGCUGACGGAGAUGGAGACGGGGUGCAGCCACGCUUGCGUCGCCGUCCUCGACAACUUUGUCUACGUCGUCGGGGGGCAGCGCUCGCAGUACCGCAGCGGCGAGGGAGCGGUGGACAGCUGUUUCCGCUACGACCCGCAUCUGAGCCGGUGGCUGCGCAUCCAGCCCCUGCAGGAGGCUCGCAUCCAGUUCCAGCUCGCCGUGCUGGGCGGGCGGCUGUACGCCACCGGCGGGCGCAAUCGAUCCGGCAGCCUGUCGUCCGUGGAGUGUUACUGCCCGGGGAGGAACGUCUGGAGCAAUGUGGAGCCUUUAAAACGCAGGAUUUGGGGUCACGCGGGGACUCCCUGCGGAGAAAAGCUGUACGUGUCGGGGGGUUACGGCGUCUCCUUGGAAGACAAGAAAAGCCUUCAGUGCUACGACCCAGCGUCGGACCGGUGGGACUUCGGCGCCCCGAUGAACGAACCCAGGGUGUUGCACGCCAUGAUCGCCGCCGGCGGUCGGGCGUAUGCUCUGGGCGGCCGCAUGGACCACGUGGACCGCUGCUUCGACGUGCUGGCGGUUGAGUAUUACGUCCCCGAGAGCGACCAGUGGACCACCGUCAGUCCCAUGCGAGCGGGGCAGUCCGAGGCCGGCUGCUGUUUAUUGGACAGGAAGAUCUACGUCGUCGGGGGCUACAACUGGCACCUGAACAACGUCACCAGCAUCGUGCAGGUGUACAAUGUGGAGACUGACGAGUGGGAGAGGGAUCUGCACUUCCCAGAAUCCUUUGCUGGCAUCGCUUGUACACCGAUUAUUAUUCCACAGAACACGACACGACAAUAACCACCCGACCUGCGACUGUGAAGGUUUGAAUCCUCGUGCUCUUUCUGCUGGCCAUCGAGCCGACACAAGGUGUUGACGUUACGUAAGCUACCGUUGUGCGACUUUGUGUGUCCGUCUCAGUUCAUUCUAGGAAAGGACCUGAAAGGCUGCUAAGCUGCAUUUGAUUUGAAGCUGCAUGAUUCAACACACUUGUUUUUGUCACAGUGUGUUGAAUCCUUCACGCAACAAAUUCUGGUUUUAAUGUUCAUAACAGCAGGAAUAUUUUCUUUUUGAUACCAAUUCAAGCUUUAGAAUGAGAGUUUGAAAGGAUCGCUGUGAAAAUAAUUUUCAGUCGUUUCCUUUUUGAAUUCUAUAAUUUAUUGAUUGUCAAUUUUAUCCUCAUAUGAGAAGAUGCAAGUAAUGUUCCUGAAUAGCAUUAACUUAAUUUUCUGCAGUUCUUAUUUAAAAAAAAAAGAUUGUUAAUAAGUUCUACCAUUCAAGGGCUGAAGUUAAAGACCGGACAUUUUUGAAGGAAAGUUGAUGUGUUUGUAAAGGUAUUAUUCAACUUGACCUUUGUUAGGCAUUUUGAUUGUUAAGUUGUCAGUGUUUUAUUAUUUAUUUUUUUAGUUGCAAUGUUUUGUAAGAAUUUGUAUUCAAACAACUGAGAUAACUGAAAUCUCAUGCUUUCAUGUGUCCUCAAAUGUUCUCAUAAACAAAUGCACAGUAAUGAUCGCACAAUUGAACACGAGUCGUGUUUGUGUUUUGCCCGGAAUUGCAUAUUCCAUGUUAACGGGUUGUUUUGUCUAUUAGUGAUAUUUUUUGGUUGUUUCCUGAGCUGAAAUCUCAAGCGACACCCUAAUUGUUGAAUGUUGUUGUCGUCGUCGUCUCCGCUACAUAAAUCAUUCAUAUGCGUGUUCAGGCUGUAAUGUCAGUCGUCUGCUGCUCUUUAUGUUACACGUGUUAAAUCUUGUGUACCGUGUGCGUUUCGCUCUUAAUAAGCGCAGCGUGAAGGCACUAACGCAGUUUUAAUACCUAAACUAUUCUCAAAAAAUGAUUUUCCACCCAAAAACUACCUAAAUGAACCAUUUGCUCUGUUUCGCACAUGUUUUUAUUUUGACUACAUUGUUGCAAUUUACGAAGCUUUAUUCAUCACAGAUCUGAUUCUGCUGCUGAAGUCACCGUUAUACUUAAUGUGUGUGUGUUCUGCGCCCUAUUAAAUGCAAUCAUCAACAUGAUUGUGUCCAUUUUAAAACCUGUCUCUCCUGUUGCCUUAGUGUGUGUUUGUCUUGUGUAACAAGUACCUGUAAAAGCACACGAUAUUGUUGAAGUGCAAUAUAACGGAAACCGCUGUCGUCAGAAGGAAUGUAGACAUUUAUACAUAUUAUGUGCAUCAUUAAAGGUGUAUCAUGUUUUAAAAAGUA
Gasterosteus aculeatus aculeatus (three-spined stickleback) is the source of this 3545-nucleotide messenger RNA. It is a transcript of the gene klhl26, whose product is annotated as kelch-like family member 26. Lineage: Eukaryota; Metazoa; Chordata; Actinopteri; Perciformes; Gasterosteidae. Gene Ontology annotation, molecular function: protein binding. The record is from RefSeq and is a predicted model, not a curated record.